Messenger RNA from Etheostoma cragini (Arkansas darter), 3924 nucleotides. It is a transcript of the gene cobll1b, whose product is annotated as cordon-bleu WH2 repeat protein-like 1b. The transcript is spliced from 14 exons. Gene Ontology annotation, molecular function: actin monomer binding. Gene Ontology annotation, biological process: signal transduction. Bases 277 to 3387 code for a protein of 1036 amino acids. Lineage: Eukaryota; Metazoa; Chordata; Actinopteri; Perciformes; Percidae. The record is from RefSeq and is a predicted model, not a curated record.
AGAGACGCCCCACUUUUACAGCUCAAUGUUGCGAUUCAGUGUUUGGAUGUGCAGAGAAAAGUUGGCAGAGUUGCCAACGGUGUCAGGGGCAAAAGGAUUUAGAGGUGCCAGACUUUGUACUGUCAAAGGAGGGUGGGGGGAAAUUUCUUUUACCACACUGGAAUGGUGUGCGUAAAAGGCGCAAAACACGGAACUUCAAAACGGAAUUAUGGCUCAUUUAUCCAAACAAAAUCAGUUUGUAGCAGUCUACAACUAACUUUACCUUUUUAAAGAGUGAUGGAAGUUGACAACUGCGUCGAAAACCAACUACAUUCAUGUCCGAGGGAUUUUGUUAAACCAAUGAGUUUAGUCAUGGAUGACCAUGGAUCCCAGCCCCAUCCACGGAGCUCUGGUCUGAGGGUGUCGACCAAAAGCAAAGCACCAUCCCCGCCAGGUCUAAAAAGGCUGGAUUCCCCAGGUUUGUCCCAGUGGUACCCAGGAAACCCUCAUUUAACCAUGGACCAGAAGGAGAACCGUAUUGAUAAGGACCUCUCUCUGGUUGUGGUUCUGCCAGACGGAGUAGAAGAAAUGACCACAGUCCAUGGAAGCAAACCUCUAAUGGAUCUAUUGGUGACGCUUUGUGCAAAGUAUCACUUGAACCCAUCAAGCCACACCUUAGAAUUGGUCACCCCCAACAAGAACAACAGCAAACUCAAGCCCAAUGCUCUCAUUGGAACUUUAAAUGCAGAGAAGAUCAUACUUAAACCUAAAGGGGAGGAUAAAAACAAGAAGACAGGUCCUCAGAUGCCUGAGGCCACUGUACGGAUGGUGAUAAACUACAGAGGGACCCAGAAAACUAUACUAAGAGUCAGUCCUCAAGUUCCUCUGGCUAAACACUUACCAGCCAUCUGUGAGAAAUGUGAAUUUGACAUGGAGACCACAGUUCUAUUCAGAGAUGUCCAAUCACUGGCCCCUUUGAACUUGUCCAGUUCUCUUAAUGAUUAUGCAAUAAGGGAGGUUUAUGCAAAAGAUACUAAAGGACAACCUGCUUCUCCUGUGUGUCCAGCCUCACCAACACAUGCAGGAACAGUAACGCCGGGCAAAGAUAAAAAUCAGAAAGAGAAAGAAAACAAAGGCCUUUUCAGCAAGUUUAGAAAAAGCAAGAAAAAAUCUGACCAGGCAACGACAGCCAGUGCCCCAGCUUCUCCUGUACUUGUGAGCAAGCCUCGACCUCUCAGCAUGGCCUUACCUAGUUCAAACUCGUCUCCGCUUAGCCCCCGAACACUAUCCACCGAUGUGCCAAAGAAGAGACGUGCACCCCAGCCCCCGAUCCUCGUGUCUCAGAGCUGCCCCUCGGACCUCAGCUCUCGACGGAGACUCCACUCUGAACCUACUGCCCAACUGGACAGUGACCACAUGGCUGGUUUAAGUCGUGGGUCCUCUGCGGAGUCUUCACUGAAGAGAACCAAACGCAAAGCUCCUCCCCCACCCACAUCCCCGAGUGCUGUUGUCCCAGAAACAGAUCCUUUCAAUGAAAAUGUGCAAGGGGGUGCUGCUGCUAACACACUGGAAGAGAUUAUGGAGCAAGAGGAGACCACUGCGUCUGUAAUUUCUGUGACUGCUAGUGAUACCCAGGGAGAGGACAGCAGCCUCAACAUGUCUGCUGAUAUUUCAUUCCAUUCCCCAUCACCAGAGACUGACAUACUGAGCACAAUGUCCAUGGAGGGAAACGGGGAAGAUCAGUCUUGUGAUCUGUCCUCAGAUGGCAAACAACUGCAGAGCACAGUGAAUGAUUCUGCAUCUCUGAGUGAUAUAAGGACAACUGAUGGCACAGACUCAUCUAAACUUGCAGAUACGAAUAGUGCUCAAUGCCUAGUUGAAAAUGAAAGCAAACACCCAAUCUGUGGAGAGUCUACACCCCAAAGUUUCGAAGGUGACUACAGUACUGUACUCAACAUCCUCCCUCCGCCUGUGAUGCAAGAUGCAGAAGCCCAGGCCUCGCUUCAGGCAAACACUACAACCCUCUGGGAGCAGCCUGACAGGUUGAUGAGCCUGGUGGCCACCAGCACAUCACGCCCCACUGGAGAGGAUGCUCAAGUGCAAACAGAUUUCACACCACUACCUUUGCCUCCACAACAACACAUCGACAAAGCCACUCCCUUAGCUAAUGCGCCUGCCUAUGAAUCAUUGGGAAAUAAAGACACAGCCACUGCAACUGAGAAAGUGGACCCGCCUGAUCUCAGACAUGCCUUGUCCAACACCUCGGAGACCUUAUCAUGCCAAGACUCAACAUCAGGUGCUCUUGCCACAACAAAGGCACCAUCUAUUUAUGCCACAAACUCUGAGCCAAAGCCCAAGCCUUCCAACGAGCUGACAAGGGACUACAUCCCUAAGGUGGGGAUGACAACGUAUACUAUUGUGCCUCAGAAAUCUCUGGAGAAACUGAGAUAUUUUGAAGUUGCACUGACAUUGGAGCUGCCUCCUGAAGCUCCAGAAGAGGGCCUUAAUAUUGGUUCUCUUCAGUUGGAGGAAAGCACAGCACCGAGGGGACAGCCGGAGGUCUCAAAGGAAAAAAGUGAGCUGCACUCUACUACACCCAGGGAAGAUUUACUGACUAGCACUGCUACUACUCAUAACACUGUUAAUGGAAGUAUACCUGAAUCCAUUGAUUCCUCAUCACCAACAUGUUUACCUAAAGUAGAUGACAAGAUCUCAUCCUCGACUAAUGGGACAUCUGAAGCAGGUUCACCAGCAGAGGUCAAGGAGAUGAAAAUUCCACCCGCAACUAAACCUAAGCCUGGUUCUUUCCGCUUGGCUCAGCACAGAAAAACACCUGGGUAUUAUGUAACCUCAGCAGCAGAAAAGAAUCUCAUCGCAAGUCCUAGUUCUGGCCAGAGGGAGGCUCAGGGAAGUGCAGAGAGAGCAAAGUUACCACCCCCUCCUCUACCACCUCCUAUGCAAUGUCAAGAGGAGACAACAGCGGCCGCUAAUUUUGAGCUGAGCCCUAAAAGGGAGGAUAAGAAUGCAGCCAUCAUGCGAAUGAGUAGGCAAAGUAGCGUGCCAUCUAAAGAGCCAAUCACAGGGUUAAGCUUGGAAAAAUUAAGGAGUUUUGCAGCCCCUAGGCCCUAUUCUCCUGCUACCCCAUCGCGUUUCGCCCAGGCCGUGUCCUCUGCUGUGAAAAGAAGCCAGUCCCUAUCCCAUUGGCCCAAGUCCCCCAGUUCGCCUGUUUCACCACCCUUCUUCCCAAUCAAAAGUCGCUCUUCAGUCAUAGAGGUAGAAGGAUUGUCUGAGCACAAGGAUGGUGCAAUUAGAAAGGAUGGUGACAAAGGCUCCACUCUGCAGGGAGAAGAGGGUGAACCACCAUCUUUUUGUGGGAUUGUUCAAAUGGAAGGAGAGAGCAGUCCAUAGCAGUGCCUUAAUUCUUCUGAUGAAACAUCUACUGUUAGGAACACAUGCCUGUCUACUUUGAGCUCUCCAGAGUUCAUCACAUGACACAUAGUCUUUUAUUUGACCUCUUUUAGUAGUCUCCAGCAUUGUACAUAAAAUGAUGUGUUUUGAUAAUUAAUAAUUGCUGUACUUUGUUUUUUUCUCACAUCAUUAAGUACCCCAAUAUUCCUGACGCUGACCUACAUAUUUUAAUGCUUCUCUUUUACUUUGUGUGAUACUAUCUUGCAUUUAAUGCAUUAGCCUACUGGUGCGAGUGAACAAGAAUGGUAAAUGGGAACAAUUCUAUAAAUUAUUGGAAAAUGUAUUAUCAAAAUAAUACUGGAUUUGUAGGACAAACCUGACGUAUGGUACUUAGAUGCUCCUUUGAUUAUACAGCAAAUCUAUAUUUAAGUAUUGCAGAGUUUUGAUUAAACUAUAUGCAGAAAUACACUGAUGUGCACAUCACAUAUGUAGUUUUUGUCAAUCAGUGUUGUUAUGAAUAAAGUUUUUAUCAUUUCA